This is a messenger RNA of Morus notabilis, 891 nucleotides long. RefSeq names its product cyclic pyranopterin monophosphate synthase, mitochondrial. Gene Ontology annotation, biological process: Mo-molybdopterin cofactor biosynthetic process. The record is from RefSeq and is a predicted model, not a curated record. NCBI's taxonomy places the organism in Eukaryota, Viridiplantae, Streptophyta, Magnoliopsida, Rosales, Moraceae.
UUAUAGAGCGAUUUGCUUCCUAAAAGGCAAAACAAAACCAACUUUGUCCGAGUGUGUUCUUACCAUUUUCAGCAGUUCAAUUCAUUAUAUAUAUAUAUAUAUAUAUAUACACACACAUAUAUAUGUAUAUAUAUUAUAUUUUGCAGCUCAAGUACAAACUCCUCUCAUGUUUCUUCGGCGGCUGGCAGUUGCAUUUCCUUGUUCUAGAAGGUUUCUUAGCAGUAAUAGCAGCCAUGAUCUCGCAAGUGCUAUAAUGGAGCUCAAUAAGGAAAUGGAAUCAGUAUUUGGUGAACCUCCUUCAAAUUCUCUUGUCAGUUCAGAAAGUAACAAUUACACAGCUCCAGAACCACGCUGUACUGCUCAAAAGGACGGAGAAAUCGCAAUCGGUCUAACCCAUGUAGGGAGUACAAGGAAAGCCCAAAUGGUGGACGUUUCUUUCAAAGGAAAUAGCAAGAGAACUGCCGUUGCUAGUUGCAAGGUGAUCCUUGGAAAGAAGGUGUAUGAUUCGGUAUUAGCCAACCAGAUUGCUAAGGGAGAUGUCCUUAGUGUGGCAAAAAUCGCAGGGAUAAGCGGUGCAAAGCACAUCAGUAAUCUCAUUCCACUAUGUCACAACAUAAUUAUGAGCCAUGUUCGCGUCGAUCUGACGCUGAAUCCUGAGGAUUGGAGUGUGGACAUUGAAGGGGAAGCAGCAUCAACCGGGAAAACCGGGGUUGAAAUGGAAGCUUCGACGGCUGUGAGCGUGGCUGGGCUAACGGUGUAUGAUAUGUGCAAGGCUGCUUCAAAAGAUAUCAGGAUUACGGAUGUACGUUUGGAGUGCAAAACUGGUGGGAAGAGCGGGGACUGGUCCAGACAAGAAUAGUAGAGAUUUUGUUGUAUUUGAGAUUCCCCCCA